AUGGAAUAUCACUUUUUCUUUGAAUGCGAUGGUUGUGGUUCUGACUUCCUAGUUAAAUACCGCUACAAGUGUUUGAAGUGCGACACGUAUAAUCUGUGCCAGACUUGCUACGACAACAAGGUAACUACAUUACACCAUCACUUGGGACACGCCAUGCAGUGUUUGCUGGACCCGGAGGCCAGGAGACUGCACUUUUCCGGUGAGCCAAUGCCAGUGCUGUGCGCCGAGAGCUUCACCUGUCCCCUCUGCGGCAUUAUGGGCCACACGGACAUCGAACUGAUGAAGCAUGCGCGCGAGAAGCAUCACGACGAUUGGACCCUCGUUACUUGUCCUUUGUGCGCGGCAACGGCCUCGGGCGAUCCCUAUCCAUUGCGCAACAUUUCGGAACAUUUUCGCUCCCACCAUGGCAGCACAGCGGGCAUUCUACGUAACAAUCCACGGGUCAACGUUGAACGCAAUGCACCACCGGAGGCUGACAUUGAUCUGGCCGAAGCCUGGCCAUUAAACCUCACUUCUGCGUUGCGCCCCUCGAAUAAUUAUAGUCCAGAUCCGUUUCCCGAGAUUCCGGCUGGGUUACCUUUUCUCGAUUUGAGCGACGAGGAGUAUGUCUAA
This is a messenger RNA of Drosophila guanche, 612 nucleotides long. Its product is annotated as E3 ubiquitin-protein ligase KCMF1-like. Gene Ontology annotation, cellular component: plasma membrane. The record is from RefSeq and is a predicted model, not a curated record. The transcript has a single exon. Gene Ontology annotation, biological process: synaptic signaling. Gene Ontology annotation, molecular function: zinc ion binding. NCBI's taxonomy places the organism in Eukaryota, Metazoa, Arthropoda, Insecta, Diptera, Drosophilidae. The coding region runs from base 1 to 612 and encodes 203 amino acids.